GAAACUUUUCCCAAUCCCUAAAAGGGACUUGGCCUCUUUUUCCGGGCUCGGCAGCGCAGCCGCUCUGGACCGCGGCUCGUCGACCCUCGGCGCUGCCGAUUUGCCGGGGGGCUUGGAGAGCCGCCUUCCCGCGUCCUCGCGCGGAACGGGGGUCCGGCCUCGGUCCACUGGGCCCGCGGCGCCUCCGCUCGGUCCCGGCCGCCCGGCCCGGCUGCCACCCGGCGGGUCCCGAGCGCGAGCAGCGGGCAGGGGCCGGCGCCGCGCUCGCCUCCCGGGCGCGCCCUCCAGGAUGCCGAUCCGCCCGGUCCGCUGAAAGCGAGCGCCCCUUCUCGGCCCGAUCGCCGGCGCCUCCUCCACCUCGCCCCGAGCUUCCCGGAGCCCCGGCCGCCCGCGCUGGUCCCUUCCUCUCUCCUCUGCUCGCUGUCGCUGUCGCUCUCGCUCCCGGGCCUUCCUCGCUCCCCGGCCGCAGCCCGUGCGCGCAGGCGGUGGAGAGCCGUCGCAGACGCAGCAUGCAGGCGCGCUACUCCGUGUCCGACCCCAACGCCCUGGGAGUGGUGCCCUACUUGAGCGAGCAGAAUUACUACCGGGCGGCGGGCAGCUACGGAGGCAUGGCCAGCCCCAUGGGCGUCUACUCGGGCCACCCGGAGCAGUACGGCGCGGGCAUGGGCCGCUCCUACGCGCCCUACCACCACCACCAGCCUGCGGCGCCCAAGGACCUGGUGAAGCCGCCCUACAGCUACAUCGCGCUCAUCACCAUGGCCAUCCAGAACGCGCCCGAGAAGAAGAUCACCCUGAACGGCAUCUACCAGUUCAUCAUGGACCGCUUCCCCUUCUACCGGGAGAACAAGCAGGGCUGGCAGAACAGCAUCCGCCACAACCUCUCGCUCAACGAGUGCUUCGUCAAGGUGCCCCGCGACGACAAGAAGCCCGGCAAGGGCAGCUACUGGACGCUGGACCCGGACUCCUACAACAUGUUCGAGAACGGCAGCUUCCUGCGGCGCCGGCGGCGCUUCAAAAAGAAGGACGUGCCCAAGGAGAAGGAGGAGCGGGCCCACCUCAAGGAGCCGCCCCCCGCGGCGUCCAAGGGCGCCCCGGCCGGCCCCCCGCUGGCGGACGCCCCCAAGGAGGCCGAGAAGAAAGUGGUCGUCAAGAGCGAGGCGGCGUCGCCGGCGCUGCCGGUCAUCACCAAGGUGGAGACGCUGAGCCCCGAGAGCGCCCUGCAGGGCAGCCCGCGCAGCGCGGCCUCCACGCCCGCCGCGUCCCCCGACGGCUCGCUGCCCGAGCACCACGCCGCCGCGCCCAACGGGCUGCCGGGCUUCAGCGUGGAGAACAUCAUGACUCUGCGAACGUCGCCGCCGGGCGGCGAGCUGAGCCCGGCGGCCGGGCGCGCGGGCCUGGUGGUGCAGCCGCUGGCGCUGCCCUACGCCACCGCGCCGCCCGCCGCCUACGGCCAGCCGUGCGCGCAGGGCCUGGAGGCCGGGGCCGCCGGGGGCUACCAGUGCAGCAUGCGCGCCAUGAGCCUGUACACCGGGGCCGAGCGGCCGGCGCACAUGUGCGUCCCGCCCGCCCUGGACGAGGCCCUCUCGGACCACCCGAGCGGCCCCACGUCGCCCCUGAGCGCCCUCAACCUCGCCGCCGGCCAGGAGGGCGCGCUCGCUGCCGCGGGCCACCACCACCAGCACCACGGCCACCACCACCCGCAGGCGCCGCCGCCCGCGCCGGCUCCCCAGCCACAGCCGGCCCCGCAGCCCGCGGCCGCCGCGGCGCAGGCGGCCUCCUGGUAUCUCAACCACAGCGGGGACCUGAACCAUCUCCCGGGCCACACGUUCGCGGCCCAGCAGCAAACUUUCCCCAACGUCCGGGAGAUGUUCAACUCCCACCGGCUGGGAAUCGAGAACUCGGCGCUCGGGGAGUCCCAGGUGAGCGGCAAUGCGAGCUGUCAGCUGCCCUACAGGUCCACGCCGGCGCUCUACCGCCACGCAGGCCCCUACUCCUACGACUGCACCAAAUACUGACCUGCCCCGGCCGUCCCUGCCCCGGCCCUGUCCGCUUCGCUCCCCGGGCCCGACCCUCUCAGACAGUUAAGGCUGCAGAGACCAAAAAAGAAACAAAACAUGCCCACCGACUUUUGCGCAGACGCGGCAGGCAGCGGAGAGCCCGGGCGCGCCAGCCCUCGGCGGUCUGCAAAGCGUGCAGGUAACUCUAUUCGCCGCCCCGUUUCUGGGAUCCCAGGAAACCCCUCUAAAGGGACGCAGCCCAACGCAAUGAAUAUCGAUUUUAAAAUCCCCCUCCCCUACCAGCAUGGCUGUGCUCGGCUCCACUUGGGGUUUCAAAAGUUAAGUUAUGGACCAAAUCCCGUAGCGACCCACUAAGGACUUUCUGUAGAGACCUCCACAGGUGUAUGGGGGUCUCUAUGGAUAACGUAUGUGCUGUGUGUAAUUUUAAAUUUCUCUAACCGUGUUGUACAAAUGUGUGGAUUUGUAAUCAGGCUAUUUUUUUUUUGUUGAUGUUAAGAGCCAUUAAUAUAAUAUUUAAAGUUGAGUUCACUGGAUAAUUUUUCAUCUUGCUCAACCAUUUCUAACUGCCAAACUGAAUUCAAGAAACCUAUGUGGGUUUUGUUUCUUGUACAAUGAUGAGCUAUAAUUCUUUUCCCAGUUGUAGAUCUUUUACAAAACAAGAAAAUAAUUUAUUUUUUUUUUGUUGGUGGAUAAAGAAGUCAAGUAUCUGAUACUUUUUAUUGAUAAAGUGCGAUGGUUUUGUACAGUAGAUUCCACCUUGAGUAUUCCUUAAAAAACACAAAAAUUUUAACUUCAUCUGUGUUUGUCUUAUGUGGUCUUAAUUGUUGUACUUACCUUAAAAUAAACCCAUGUUGUUUUUCUGCCC
This is a messenger RNA of Lemur catta (Ring-tailed lemur), 2883 nucleotides long. RefSeq names its product forkhead box C2 (gene FOXC2). The record is from RefSeq and is a predicted model, not a curated record. Gene Ontology annotation, molecular function: DNA-binding transcription factor activity, RNA polymerase II-specific; RNA polymerase II cis-regulatory region sequence-specific DNA binding. The coding region runs from base 510 to 2015 and encodes 501 amino acids. The transcript has a single exon. Gene Ontology annotation, biological process: regulation of transcription by RNA polymerase II; anatomical structure morphogenesis; cell differentiation. Lineage: Eukaryota; Metazoa; Chordata; Mammalia; Primates; Lemuridae.